AAAGUAACGCAUUAGAGAAACAUCUAACUAAAAAAUAUCAUGGUAACGCGUGUAUAAUGGUGACAUCAUACGGUAAAAAUAAUAAGCCGUGCUAUUCACGGUGCGGCAAUUGCCAAAAAUCUGUGUCCUGUCCUAAAUCGUUAAUUCAUAACCUUUUCCUAUAUAAAACACUACACUGUGCAAUAUAAAAAUUGCUCAAAAAUGCAUAAAUCUUGAUAUUACAAUGCAAAAUUGUAAUAUAUUGUGUAUUUAUUGUUAAGUGAUUUUAAAUAAUAACCGCAAAAGUGGAGUGUGGAAGUUUGCGAGUGGGCAGUUCACCAAACAUGGCUUCAUCGAACAGAGGGAUCCAAGUUGGAUCAGCGUGGUUUCAGAGGAAAAUAAAUCUGAGACCACAACACAGGGGUGUACAUUUGGUUACUGAAGAAAUAUUACGCCAAGUACCCGAGCUUAGUCAAUUUAGUGUUGGCUUAUUUCAUGCUCAAAUAUUGCAUACAUCUGCUAGUCUGGCGCUAAAUGAAAGUUGGGAUCCCGAUGUUCGGGACGACAUGGAAAUGAUGCUCAACAAAAUUGUACCAGAAGGUUUGCCUUAUCGACAUUCCUGUGAAGGUCCAGAUGAUAUGCCAGCGCACGUGAAGGCAUGCUUUCUUGGAUCUUCAUUAACAAUUCCAAUAACCGAUGGUAAAUUAUCAUUGGGCACAUGGCAAGGUGUAUGGUUAUGCGAGCACCGGGAUCAUGCUGGUAGUCGUAAAUUGGUAAUAACGUUAAAUGGAUGUUUACGGGGUGAACCAAGCAGUCGUAGUCCUCUUUCACCAGUGAGUCCCAUAGCCAGUACGAGCAGCUAGGGAAGGGCCUCGGCGCACUCGGGGGCUCAUCAUCCACGCUGACCCUCCUGUUGCGCCGAUACGGCCACAAGCCGUAUCCUUUCCGCAUUAUGUAAUCGACGAUAAAUUUCAACAUCAAUCAUCCAAUAUGCCGGAAAAAUCGCGCGCGCCUUUCGAAUUAAAUCAUGUGCGUGUGUGUUGAGUGUAUUGGUGUUUCGAUAAUCACAUGUUGUGGAAAGGACUUUUUUCCAAUUUUUUAAAGUUUUCUUUUUUUAGUUUCUGUUUCCAUGUGACCAUCACAUUUUAUGGUUUCCAAACAUUCCAAAGCACAAUCA
This is a messenger RNA of Chrysoperla carnea, 1156 nucleotides long. RefSeq names its product UPF0047 protein YjbQ. NCBI's taxonomy places the organism in Eukaryota, Metazoa, Arthropoda, Insecta, Neuroptera, Chrysopidae. The coding region runs from base 324 to 842 and encodes 172 amino acids. The record is from RefSeq and is a predicted model, not a curated record. The transcript is spliced from 3 exons.